Rotaria socialis is the source of this 1608-nucleotide messenger RNA. The record is from the annotation of a GenBank genome assembly. Lineage: Eukaryota; Metazoa; Rotifera; Eurotatoria; Philodinida; Philodinidae.
AUGUUUCAGCAUCCGUUUUAUCCUCAUCAGCAAAACCAACAAACUUUUCCAAAUAAUCGUGGCCCAACAAAUCAUUUCAUGCCACCUCGUCCGAUGUUUUUUCGUUCGAAUGGUCAUGCUGUGAAUCAAAGUACACAUAACUUAAAUUUUAACCGUGAUUUCGAACGUUUUUCAAUGCCACGCCAUGGUUUUGCAUCCAUACCACCAGGUAGAAAUCAAUUUUUUGAUUUUAAUACUCUCAAUUGUGAACAACAACAGCGAUGGAGACAAAAUAUGACUCGAACACAACAACAGAAACAUCGACGAACACCCGCUUUUCAUUUUCAAGAUAAGGCAACAUCUUAUUUUAUGACUGAUCCUAUUAAAACAAGUGAUAAUCGUAUAACUAUUCAAUUAACCAAAGUUCAUAUUGGACCUAACGGUGAUCAACAACGUGUUUUUGUAGAACAAGAAUUUAGUAACGAAAAGGAAUUAAAUAAAUUUGUUCGGAAUUUAAGACAAAAUUUUGAAAAAACAUUUAAUAAUCGCUCAUCUCAUCACAAUAGUAAUGCAGACGACAGUAACAGUACGGAUACAAAAAAGCCUGGUGUCGUUGUCGUAGAAGAGCCCGAUGAAGAACCGAAAAUUUAUCAGCAACAAGCCUACAAUGCCAAUAUCGAAUCAAAAGCAGCUGCAGCAUCUUUAAUCACUCCACCAAUGUCUCCAGCACAGGACGAAGUACCUCAAACACAAGAUGAAAAUCAUUCUCGAACAUCAAGUCCUCAACGUCGUCGAACAAAACAUGCAUCGUCAUCAGUUUCUCAACUAUCAUCAACAUCAACAGCACGUUCGAAUCGACGUCGUAGAAAUAAAAUGAAAUAUCGUCGACAAAAACCCGACCAUCGAGAUGAACCAAAACCAUCGCGAGCAUGUCCCAUGCCGAAUUUCUCACGUCAAUAUCCAGUGACACAGACACCACCAUGUUUUCAACAAAGAUUUUUUCCAAGAGAUCAUCCCUUUCAAACGAAAAAUCCAUUUACUCCACCAACAAAUCUAAAUUUUCAAUGGAGAUACAAUCCAAAUGCGUAUCCAAAAGCUCGUUCACGUUCAUUCGUACCAACGGUGAAUGAUAACUUUGCUCAAUCGUCGCCAACAGCACCACGUUUUCAAAAUAUGGCCGAUCCAUUUUUUCAAUCGAUGCAUGCACCAAAAUUUACUCGUCAACGACCAAAAGAAUUUCAUUUACCACCGUCCCCUACAAAAUUUCAUCGUUCGCAUCGUCAAAAAUCAAAUCAACCAACAACAAUUACAGAGAACAUUGUCUAUCCCCCAAAUCAACAACAACAACAACCGCGUGUUCAACGUACAAAGUCCGAUUCUCGACAUUUUGAAAACAAACAACAACACAGAAGUCAAAGUACAACAAAUCACUUUCAACACUUUUCUCCAUUACAACAACAGUCUAUUAUUCAUCGACAUUUUACACCAUUUCGUUCACCACCUAUGAUAUUUCCAACAGCGCAUUCAACUACACCAAUGUUCUAUCCCAAUCAAAGAAGACAAUUUGGAAAUAUUCAAACACAAUUACGUUUAAUAAAUCCUUUUCGUCUAAGUACAAAUCGUUUUUAG